ACAAGUCGAGCACGCAGCAGUACACAGCCGCCGCCGCCAGCCCUCCUCUUCCCAUCUCGUUCGAGGGUUCCCGGCGGCUACCUCUUCUGCCGGCCGGUCAGAAGAUGACGUCGCCUCUGACGGAGAUCCCGGACCACCUCCUGGCCGAGAUCUUCCUCCGCCUGCCCGACCCAGAAGACCUCGUCCGCGCCUCGGCAGCCUGCGUCUCCUUCUACCGACUCACCACCGACGACUCCUUCCUCCGCAGAUUCCGCCGCCUCCACGUACCAUCAGUACUCGGAUUCCUUCAGGCAGGCGGCAUGUUCCGUUCCACCAUGCCGCCUCACCCCUCCGCGCCCGCCGCCCGCACGCUCGCCCGCGCCGCCGACAUCUACUUCUCCUUCAUCCCCUCCCGUUGCCACUGGACCGUGCAGGACAUCCGCGGCGGCCGCGUCCUCCUCGCCCGUGACCUCCGGCAAGAUGAGCUGCCCCUUGCACCGGUCUUCAGAGAUCUCGCGGUGUGUGACCCAUUGCACCGGCGGUACGUCCUGCUCCCCCGGUAACUCACGACCUAGCCGCUUCACUUGAGCACCCGUUCCCCAUGGUAUGCCCGGGCGCCCGGCCCGGUGCAAGCCCUUCCUCGUUCCCCUUGGCGAGGAGGAGGCAGCAGCGGGAGAGACGGCAUUCAGGGUGAUCUUGGUGGCACAUUGCAUAACUAGUCUGGCUGCGUUCGUCUUCUCUUCGAGCACGGGACAAUGGCAAGCCGCUGCAUCCAAGGCUUGGAGUGAUUUGGGCCUUGGCGAGCGCGACAUGGCCGAGAUGUCACAGGUCCACCCUUUUAUUCUCAGCCGCCAUUAUGCUUAUGGCUGCUUCUGCUGGGACUGGGUGGAGUUCGGGAGGAAAAAGUUGCUCUUGCUUGACACCACGAAGAUGGAGUUCUUCAUUGCUAACCCCCCGCGCAGAAAAUGGAGCAAGGUUGGUAUAGCCAUUGUGGAGGCAGGGUAAGGCAGGCUUGGGGUAUUUGGUUUCCGCGGUGAAACUUCAUCCGACCUCAGCUAUAUGGUUGCACGGAACAAAGGUGAGAGUCCCAGCCAGUGGGUGAUGGAGAAACCAAUUUCACUAGAUUCAGGGUACAAAUAUUUUAUCAGAGAUGCAACACAGAGGUACUUGCUCUUGACAAAGAUAGAAGCCUCAUCUCUGGAGAAUCCACUUGUUGGAUAUUUCUCAAUGGAUGUCAAGACAUUGCAACUUCAGAGGAUUUAUGACGAACCGCAAUAUCUUAAGUAUGAGACAUACACAUAUAUCAACUUCCCACCAUCAUUAUUGUCUUCAAGGAGAAUAUGAAGUGGUAAGGUUUCUAUUUCUUCCAAGUUAUCUCUUUUCCCUUCAUAAUUAUCACAUGGCUUGUCUAUUGCUUCAUGUUCAUUAUGGCAAGACGUAAUUCUUGUUGGAUUUGGUAGUGUUCAAUUUCAUGUGCUCAUGGCUCAUGGGAAAACUAAGAAAGCUCGGGAAAAUAAUUGUGUUUCUGUUCUUGUUUGUUUUGAUCGCCUUUUUAAGAGAAUGGGGUUAGUAAGAGAAAUGAUUAUGUACACUAUGAGUAGCUUAUGCAUGAAUCCAGAUGGAAUCACUAAAAACAGCAGGUCAUUAUAAUUAUUUUCAAGUAGUAGUUUCGAUGAUCAAGAUAAAGUAGAAUGAAUAUAACUUUAUAUCCAGUUUACAUUGGAUUAUUUCACCUCGAGAAAAUUCAUUCCAGUUAAGGACAGCUCAUUUUGUACACUUUUUCUUUUGAUAGAUGCAGGGAGGCAGAAAAGUUCUCUUUUAGUCAUCUUCAGAUGUAUAAUUUUAUCGUGCAGUGUUGUUUUGAGAUAAACAACUGGUAUGGUCACAAGUAAGAUCCUAAGUCACUGCUCUAAAUAAGAAUAGCUUGUUCUCACAGGCAACUGAGAUUUUAUCCUGUGAUGUUGUCUUAUCUAAAAUCAACCUCAUAAGAUCAAUGGAGUGCUUAUCAGCAUAGGCAAUUGAAAUUGUUCAAUUUUGCAGUCAAUCGCUCCAUCACUCUUAGCUAUUCAUAUCAUUGUUGUGAUCCUAAUCUCAAAGCAAAUCAUAUUGGUUGAGAUGAUUGACUGAACUUUAGAGUUUUCAGGUGACUGUAUUGUAUUGUUUCUCGCUACUAGCACACCCCAGUUUCUUUCUUUUCUUUAAGUAGAAGUUAAAAAAAAGUGCUAGAGUGUGCCUAGGCAGUAAAUGAACUCCUGCAGAACAAAGGUACCAGUUUUGCAUGUGUUUUUCAGGACUGAUUCCUUUAGGGGUUCACGUGCCUCUCUCUGGCCAUCUAUUCCAACUUACAAUGGCGCCCACACUGAAGUUCUGUGGAGUCGUUACCAUAUCAGCUCUCCGAGUUCAAAGUGACCGCAGUUUCGAUAGCGUGGAGUCCUUGCGGAUGUGAUCACCUUGCUGGCAAUCUCCAGAAUUCCACCUGGCAGUGGUCAUGUCUUGUUUUCAUGUUACUUGUAGGCGUGGAGUACACCUAUUUGCAGUGAUGUUAGUGGGAGAUGGAUCUGGCUGCUCCCUGCCUAAUAAGUGAAUCUGACAAUGAAAUUAACAGUUUAAGUCAAUCAAGAGCUGUGGGUAAAUCUUGCUGCUGCUGUAUAUCUGGAAGUCCCAACUUAUUUUUUCUUAACUAGAGAUGACAAAAUAACCAACCAAAAUAACUGUUUUAACCUUGUGGAAGAAGUUUAGCAUGAUUUGAUCCCGUUUCAAAAGUUUUGUGUGAUCUGACCCUCGUGCAAAAAAAAAUUUGGGGUCAAGUCGUGCUAAUUUUUUUCCACAAGGUCAAAACAGUGAUUUUGGCCCAGGGAUGAGGAACUUUGACCAAGUGAAAAAUACCUGAUGCAUGCUUGAGAAAACAAAGGUGUAGGAAUUAAUGUCGAAUAGAAUCAGCUAACUGGAAUAAAUACAAGUAGGGAUCAAGGUAAACCUGAGAAAACUGUUGGGGUUAGCGGAUGCAUCUGAAACGACUCUCUGAUGCUGCACCUCCUCUGAAUCUCUGAUGCUGCACCUUCUCUGAUGCCUGAUGCUUUGAGCAUAUAAUAGAAUCGACGUUGAUGCA
Molecule: messenger RNA, 3088 nt
Organism: Triticum aestivum (bread wheat)
Lineage: Eukaryota; Viridiplantae; Streptophyta; Magnoliopsida; Poales; Poaceae
Exons: 2
Coding region: 105-542 (145 amino acids)
Molecular function (GO): protein binding
Source: RefSeq, a predicted model, not a curated record